AUGCGAGGAUUAUGGACCCAAGCUUCUCGACCUAGACUGACGGCCACCUCGCAUCAUGUCUCAUGCGUCGACUCUUUCAGUUCUACCCUCGUCCGCAAUACUACCACCAGACCUCCGCGGCGCCGACCGAGCUUCGCCGAGCACGUAUUCACCCUCCUGCUGACUCCCGUCCUCGCCGCUGCUCUAUUUGUCGACACGAGCUGGAAGGCAAAACAAAGAAGAGACUGGGAUGACAAGCUUGCUGCAAUCAACCAUGAGAUAGCUCAAUUGAGAGAGCAGGAGCAAAGGCUUCGGAGCUCUCUCCGGCUCCGCGACAUCCACCAUGGACUGUAUCAACAACGGAGAGGUUAUGCCACGGCAGCGUAUGCACAGGUGGAGGUGGAGGACGAACAAGACCUGGGGGAAAUCGAGAUGCCAACAUGGGAGGAAGGGAUUUCGGUCGAGGACGAGGCUCCUGCGGUAGAGAAUCCACGAGUACGUGAGGUGCUCUCUGCCAAAGAAUUCUCGCCCGAGCAGUUGUCCAAUCUUCACCGCUAUCAUCGCCUGAAUGCAAUCACUCUGGCUCUCAGGAUGCUCCUACAUCUCCGCAUUGGUCCCAACUCCUUCUACUCGAUCACUCCCGAGGACGACCCCGUCGACAUUGUAGCCCUCGAUAGCCUCGAUCCUUCCAACAGCGUUAGUCUACCUACAGAUACGGAUCGCUUGGUCCAGAUGUUGGCUUUGACCCGCAAGCAGAUGCGUCCCCUGCGGAAACUCGACGACCUUUUCUACGCAGCCCCUCGAAUACAGGCGCAGGCAAACCGAGGCGCUCUUCAGCGGACAAUCCAAGAUUUAACAGCAGAGUUCGAAGCUGGAAAUGUCUCGCUUCCGGGGUUAGUUGACGGGUACGGAAAAGCCAUUCUUCGGAGCGAAGAAGUGCCUUCCAUAUCUGUCUAUGUCAUGCUCAUCCGGUCGCUGUCUAAGGUUGGGAGCUAUAGCCUCGCCUACCACGCCGCUGCUGCUAUGAAGAAUAGCACGCUGCCACUUUCGGACCCUGCCAUCUUCUAUAUGCUCUUGCAAAUUGGGAGGGCCUGCGACUCCCGAUCCCUGAAUAACUUGCUGCACUAUAUCGCAAACUCUGAUAACCCGCUGAAUCUUAUCCACAAAUGGGAGAAAGCACGUGUCCACGGACUGGACUUGCCCGUGCCCGCCACCUUGAACCCAAGACUCCUGAUGGCUCUGGUCUAUGUUGCUCUGAGAUGUGAACAGCCUGACCGAGCGGAGGCAUGGCUAAGCCUGCUCCGGGAGGCCGACUACGGGAGCGCGUGGAAAGACGAUUUGUUCAGGAGCUUCCUCGCUUACCACUCGCAGCAUGGUAACUGGGAAGAGGGCAAAAAAUGGAUACAACGGUCUGUCAACCACGCAUUAUCAAUUGCGAAUCAGUCCAUUGAUCGCCUGGCCCGUGUGAUAUACCGCAUGCUGGACUUGUGUGUGCGUUGCCGCAAACUCGCCGAAUAUACAGCCAUUCUCGAUGCAGCCGUGGAAUCCGGGAUUGGCCCUCCGCCUGUGCACAAGUCACAGAACGACUAUAGGAAGUUUCAUCCUAGGACACGCAGUAUCCUCCUCGAGUGGGAAGCGUUGCCUCUUCCAGACAAUACCGAAGCAUGCCCUGUCAUAGACAAAGCCAAAUCUUUUCAGUAUGCAUGUAGGUCUCUGCUUGAGCAGCUUUCGCGGACACCGCCGGCUGGCGCAACAAAACGAGAGCAAGAUGCUGAUGAAGAUCUCAUCCUCAUGGCGAGCACCGCGUCCAAUCCCAACCAGCGAUACGCUGUGCGAAAGCGACGACAAGACUCGGCGCAGUCUAAUCCUGCCAGUGCAUUCGCGCAGGCGGAACUCGAAAAACUACAAAGCAAGCUUGCCGAGCAAGAUGCCCUCAUCUCCGAGAUGAAAUCCCGACUAGAUCUUGCUCUCCUACGCCACAAUUCACAUGAGAAGGAUGCGGCUGGAAGGCAAGAACGAUGGAUUCAAAGCGCUGCCCGCGUGGCCCAAGAAGUGCGUGAAACCAAAGAAGGCUUUGAAAAAUUGCAGGGCAGAUUCGAGGCACAAGAAGCCAUCAUUCUGCAGUUGAAAGUCAGAUCGGCCCUUGCGGCCAGCCGUCAACAGUCCUGGCUAGAAGACGACACUGCGAGGUCACAGAAAUGGACCCAGAGCACACUUCAAAUGACAGAACAACUUCAAGAGCUGAAAGACGGGUUUCAGAAGUUGCAGAGACUGAACGAGCUGUACGAGCAGGAACGUGUACAGACUCGUCAAGAGAUCGCGGAGUUGAAAGCCGCUGCUACACUUACCGCAAGGAUGGAACAGAACCCAACACGAGGGCUGCCGUCGAUAAUGGAAAAAGCGACGCCCGAGGACAGGAGGAAACCUCCGUUGAGAAGGGAACAAUCCCCUCUAUCAUCAGCAAUCAGACAAGAAACUGUUUCGCCCUCCAUCCUAUUGUAUCCCCUCUCCGAAGCGGACGUCAGCCAUGGUAAGACUAGCACAGAUGGCAGCAACACCCCGACCAUCACCAAGAUCUUCCAGACGGGUGCCAAACAGUGGCAGCAGCGGCCGCCCUCGGCCGACAGUCCAGACAGAUCAAGCCGGUCUAGAAGUACUCAUAGGAGGGCGCGGCUCAAUGUUCGCGUGAAACCGAGCCCGGUCACUCGUACAGUCCAGUCCAACUGA
Molecule: messenger RNA, 2706 nt
Organism: Cladophialophora yegresii CBS 114405
Lineage: Eukaryota; Fungi; Ascomycota; Eurotiomycetes; Chaetothyriales; Herpotrichiellaceae
Exons: 1
Coding region: 1-2706 (901 amino acids)
Source: RefSeq, a predicted model, not a curated record